Messenger RNA from Scedosporium apiospermum, 687 nucleotides. RefSeq lists its product as uncharacterized. Gene Ontology annotation, biological process: cytoplasmic translation. The transcript is spliced from 2 exons. The record is from RefSeq and is a predicted model, not a curated record. NCBI's taxonomy places the organism in Eukaryota, Fungi, Ascomycota, Sordariomycetes, Microascales, Microascaceae. Gene Ontology annotation, molecular function: protein binding. Bases 1 to 687 code for a protein of 228 amino acids.
AUGGGGCACGAAGACCAGGUCGAGGAGAGAGAGGUCCUCGAGUCCAUCUUCCCCGAAGAAAUCACAGACAUCUCGGAAACCGAAUUCCGGAUAUCCGUAACCCUCGACCUCCCCGAAGAGACCGACGCACCCGAACCCCCCACCAUCCUCCUCCAAGUCCGCUACCCAGACGAAUACCCCGACAAGCCACCGCACCUCGACCUCCUCUCUCCCCCAAACGCCCCCUCCCACCCAAAUUUCUCCCUCUCCGAAGACCGCGACGCCCUCCUCAAUGUUCUCAAUAGCGCCGCCGAGGAGAACCUCGGCAUGGCCAUGGUGUUCACGCUCGUGUCGACGCUAAAGGAAGCUGGUGAGCAGCUCAUCGCCGACCGCGUGGCGGCGGCUGAGAAGAUCCGCGAGGAGGCCCUCCUGGCGGCCGAGAGGGAGGAGAAUAAGAAAUUCCACGGGACGCCCGUGACGCCGGAGACGUUUACGAAGUGGCGCGAGGGGUUUAUGAAGGAGAUGGAGGAGCUGAGGAAGAAGGAGGAGGAGGAGAGAUUGGCGGAGUUGAAGAAGGCGAGGGUCAAGGAGCCCGUUAGGAUGACGGGUAGGCAGCUUUGGGAGGCUGGGUUGGUUGGGAAGGUGGAUGAGGAUGAGGAUGAUGUGCCUGUGGAGGUGGUGGAGAAGUUGAAGGUGGAGGCUUCUUGA